Messenger RNA from Phaeoacremonium minimum UCRPA7, 1617 nucleotides. Its product is annotated as putative amino acid protein. Lineage: Eukaryota; Fungi; Ascomycota; Sordariomycetes; Togniniales; Togniniaceae. The transcript is spliced from 3 exons. Gene Ontology annotation, molecular function: amino acid transmembrane transporter activity. The record is from RefSeq and is a predicted model, not a curated record. The coding region runs from base 1 to 1617 and encodes 538 amino acids. Gene Ontology annotation, cellular component: membrane. Gene Ontology annotation, biological process: amino acid transmembrane transport.
AUGGAGUCAAGCGACCACGACGUCGAGAAGCGCGUUACUCCUCCUCCCGGAGGCCAUGUCGUCGCCCCUGGCGAGAUUGUCGGCGACCAUGGCGCCGACAGUGAGCUGCAGCGUCGUCUCAGCAGCAGACAUAUUACCAUGAUUGCCCUGGGCUCUUCGAUCGGCAUGGGUCUCUGGCUGGGUAGCGGUUCGAGUUUGUCUGCGGGCGGUCCUGCUGCCAUCUUCAUCGGCUACCUUCUCUCCGGUUCAAUGAUUUGGGCUGUGUCGCAUUCGAUUGGUGAGAUGGCAGUCAUGUAUCCUCUGCCCUCUGCUUUCGUUCAAUGGUCCAACAAGUUCGUCGAUCCUGCUGCUGGUUUUACUCUCGGAUGGUGCUACUGGUUCUCAUUCUGGAUCACCAUUGCGAACGAGCUUCAGGGUGUGGUAACUGUCCUCUCUUUCUGGACCGAUAAGGUACCUACAGCAGCCUGGAUUACCAUCUUCUGGGUUGUCAUUAUCCUUAUCAAUAUCGGUGCCGUUACACUCUUCGGAGAGAUCGAGGUCAUUGCAUCCGCCAUUAAGUUCGGGUGGAUCUUUGUUGUCAUCAUCUCCUUCAUUGUCAUCUCUGCAGGUGGCGCCCCGAAUCAUGACGCUGUUGGCUUCCGCUACUGGACGCAGACGCAUGGCUUCACCCACGGAUUCAAGGGUUUCCUUGCUGUCAUGCCUACUUGUAUCUUCGCCAUGUCUGGAUCAGAGAACGCUGGUCUGGUCGCCGCUGAGACAGGAAACCCACGCAAGUCUGUUCCGAAGGCAGUCAGCUCCAUCUGGAUCCGACUUGCUCUCUUCUACAUCUUGGGAUCUCUCAUGGUGACCAUCACCGUCUCGCCUUACGAUGAGGACCUCUUCGGUGGCUCUGGCACUAACGCAUCCCCAUUUGUCAUUGCUUACCGCAAUGCCGGCCUCGCCCCAUUGGCUCACAUCAUGAACGCCAUUAUUUUCAUCUCUGUUGUUUCAACUGGUAGUAUUUCCGGCUACGCUGGCUCCCGAACUCUGGUCGGACUUGCUCAGAUCGGCAUGGCACCCAAGAUCAUGAUGAAGGCUGAUAGCUGGGGUCGCCCAUGGUACGGUCUUGUGCCUACUUUGUUGAUUGGUGGCGCCCUUGCAUACCUCAACGUUGAUCACACCGGAGCCGAAGUCUUUGGAUGGUUCUCCAACCUGACCUCCCUCUUCACUCUCUAUGGCUGGGGCAUGAUCUGCCUGUCCCACAUCCGCAUGAGACGCGCUUGGAAGAUCCAGGGACGCGACGUCCACGAGCUGCCGUGGAAGACAUGGACAUGGCCGUGGGCUGCUUACUGGGGUCUCGCCUGGUGCAUUAUUCUCAUCAUCGCCGAGUUCUACCUGGCCGUCUGGCCUCUCGGUGAGAAGUCGUCUGCAAGGAGCUUCUUCGCAGUCUACGUCUCCGUCAUUGCAGCUGUCGUGAUUUACAUCGUUGCUAAGCUGGCCUACUUCCGAGGCCGUCGGUGGGUCGACUGCGCCACCAUUGACCUGGACGAGGGUCGCAGAUUCUAUGCCGAGCACGAGAUCGCUGAAAGCAAGGGCAAGCUCGGAAACAAGCUCACUGGCUGGAUUCAUCACAUCUAG